CUCUUUCAGGGUGUUCUGUUCAUCCAUGCGCGUCUCUCUCUAACACAACUACCUCCUACCUAUCUACCCUUCACGCUCUUUGAAUGCUACCUUCCCUUCUUUUAUUUAUAACUCACCUUCACCCCAUCUUACUCUGUCUACAAUUACAAUUUACAACCUUUGAACCAUUUACUGUUCUUUUCUUUCUUUCUUUUUCUUUUUCUAAAACAACAAAUUACUCUCUUUCUCUUUCUUUUUCUUGGACCAAGAUGGCACCUUCAUUCGAUCAAAGUGUUAACACAGUUUGUGUAAUGGAUGCUUCGGGCCAGUUAGGUACCAGUUUGGUCGAGCGAUUACUUCAAAAGGGAUACACCGUUCAUGCCUCUAUUCAAACACAUGGAGAAGAGCAAUUUAAUGGGAUUUCAGCUGACACAAACAGGCUUAAGAUUUUCCGUUCAGACCCAUUUGAUUAUCAUAGCAUAACCGAUGCUCUCAAAGGUUGCUCUGGCUUGUUCUAUACAUUUGAACCACCUCAAGACCAACCCAACUAUGAUGAAUACAUAGCAGACGUUGAAGUCAGAGCCGCACACAACGUGCUUGAAGCUUGUGCUCAAACAGAAACCAUUGAUAAAGUGGUUUUCACAUCCUCUGCAACCGCAAUCGUUUGGAAGGAGGAUCGCAAGUCCAUGGAAUGUGAUUUGGAUGAGCGACAUUGGAGUGAUGUCAAUUUCUGUCGUAAAUUCAAGUUGUGGCAUGGGAUGUCAAAGACACUGGCAGAGAAGACAGCGUGGGCAUUGGCAAUGGACAGAGGGUUAAACAUGGUGUCCAUCAACGCAGGCUUAUUGAUGGGUGAUGAUCUCACCAUCAAGUACCCGUACUUGAGAGGAGCUGCGGAGAUGUAUGAAGAUGGUGUAUUGGUGACUGUAGAUUUAGGAAUCUUGGUGGAUUCCCACAUCUCUGUCUACGAGGAUGUCUCAUCCUACGGUCGAUAUUUGUGCUUCAACCACAUCAUCAACACCCACGACGACGCCGUUCAGCUUGCCCGCAAGUCAACUUCUGUAGCUCCUUCCUUACCUCAAAGCCGUGACCAAGGUAAGGGUUUUAUCCAGCAAAGAAUAAGCAACAGGAAGUUGAAGAAAUUGAUGGUGAAUUCAUUGGGUUGACUCCGAUCGCCAUCUUUUUAUAUGCUGCUUAAUACAAUCUCCACCUGUCUGAUACUCUUCUGCCCGUGGUGAAAGUAAUUGACAUCAUCGAAAAAUAUUAUACGUAU
Gastrolobium bilobum is the source of this 1249-nucleotide messenger RNA. Its product is annotated as cinnamoyl-CoA reductase-like SNL6. NCBI's taxonomy places the organism in Eukaryota, Viridiplantae, Streptophyta, Magnoliopsida, Fabales, Fabaceae. The record is from RefSeq and is a predicted model, not a curated record. The transcript has 5 exons. The coding region runs from base 84 to 1142 and encodes 352 amino acids. Gene Ontology annotation, molecular function: oxidoreductase activity, acting on the CH-OH group of donors, NAD or NADP as acceptor.